CACCACCAUAAACGGUGCAGGCUCUCGUCUCUGAAUCUUUGUGCUUCAUGUUCACAUGUCACUAUCUGUUGGCGGGAAUGGACCAGAACUCCAAUUGGCCAACGAAAAGGAGAUAGCCAGUAAUCUGAAUACAGACGAGGAUUCGCAAGGCCACGAGAGCGAUUCCAGUGUUCAGGUGGGAAAUGACGGAGAUUCCGCUGGAGGAGAAUACCUAGAUGACAAUGCAGUAGAGGAAGAGGAAGAGGAGGAAGAGGAAGAGGAAGAAGAAGAAGAGGACGAGGAGGACGACGAAGAACCCGCACUGAAAUAUGAACGAAUAUCCGGUAAUCUACCUGACAUAUUCAAGAAGGAUUCAGGUUCAGCUAUUGCUAUGUCCAAGAAAUACAUGAUCCUUGGAACACACACCGGUUUCCUUCAUUUGUUUGACCUCUCUGGGAAGCGUAUUAAAUCGUUUAAACCACACCAGGCUUCUAUUGUGGACAUAUGCGUCGACACUACUGGAGAUUUCGUUGGAACUGCUUCUAUGGACGGUCAGGUCGUCAUCGUGUCGCUCGCCUCGACUAAAGAAACUUACUCCUUCGAUAUGCGAAGACCCAUGAAGACCAUAGCGCUUGAACCUAACUUUGGAAAGCGAAGUACGAGGGGAUUUGUAUGUGGUGGUCUCGCAGGCGCUCUAGUUCUGCGCGAGAAGGGAUGGCUUGGACACACCGAGACUACUCUCCAUGUCGGCGAAGGUCCCAUUUGGCAGGCACGCUGGCAAGGUCGACUCAUUAGCUGGGCUAACGAUCUCGGAGUGAAGAUAUAUGAUACAGAAUCACAAACGCGAAUCACCUUCAUCGAUCGACCUCCUGACAGUCCACGAGCCGAUCUCUUCAAAUGUUCUCUGUAUUGGCAGGAUGAUUCUACCUUGUUAAUAGCAUGGGCAAACCAUAUCAAAGUGGCACGGAUUCGCGCACGCCCUCGAAACGUGACGGUUUCGGAAUCAGCAAACUUACCCCCUCUACUGGUCGAGAUUACUGCAGUAUUUCAAUUGGAUUGCAUGAUAUCUGGUAUCAUCCCACAUCCCACCCAGCUAUCGUCCGUUCCCGUAAUGCAGAGCCGACCUGCUUCCAUCGUGUCACAAGGCUCUUCUAAGCGGCAAUCCCAUGCUCCCCCUCCCUCUCUCACGUCUUUUCUUCUUCUGGCAUAUACGCCUCCAGACGUAGACUUUGAAGAAAAGACCGAAGACCGUGCUCGCCAGGCGCGCAAAGUUGCUGAACGACCAGAGUUACGUAUCAUAUCUCGCGCGGGAGAAGAGUUGGCUGCGGACGCACUCAGUGUUGCGAAUUUCCAGAAGUGGGGUUGUAACGAUUACAUCCUGCUAGGUGUCGAUGAAAAUAAUGAGAUGGGUAUACACGGACGGUCUUACGUCGUCCUGAGUCCGCAAGAUAUUAUCCUUGUGCGACCUCGGGAUCGAAUAGAUCACGUCUCGUGGCUAAUGGAGAGACUACGGUACGAAGAGGCUUUAGAGGAGAUAGAGGCCAUCGAAACUGAAGGUCCGGCUCCGGAGAUGGUCAUAAAUGGGGCCAAGAUGACGACUUCAGGUAUUGGUUUACGCUACGUUGAACACCUCCUUAGCGAGAGAGAAUACGCGAAAGCAGCUCGAUUAUGUCCGAAAGUUUGUGCGCGUGAUCCCAAAAGAUGGGAGCAUUGGAUUUUUGUAUUUGCCGAGAAGCAUCAACUACAGGCCAUCAUCCCAUACGUUCCCACAGAAGAGCCUCGUUUAGAACAUCUGGUUUAUGAGAUGAUGCUCGCACACUUUUUGGCACAUGAUCACCCAACUCUUCUCAAAACGAUCAAGGAAUGGCCGAGGGACAUUUACGACAUAGCGGCUGUGAUAAUAGCAAUCCAGGCUGAGUUGACCAAAGCUGGGAACACGGUUAUCUUAAUGGAAUGCCUUGCCGAGUUGUAUAUUGCUAAUCGUCAACCCGGGAAGGCAUUGCCUUACCUUCUGCGCCUACGACGCCCCAACGUCUUUGAUCUCAUCCGGGAAAAUAAUCUUUUCACGGACGUGCAAAGUCAGGUUCUCUCACUUAUCGAGUUCGACCAGGAGCUGAGGGAGCAACGGCGUCGGAGUCGAGAAGAGAAUUCCGAACCGCCAGAGGAGGACGGGGAGAGAAGUGAGGCUAUAGAGCUAUUAGUAGACAACGUGCACUCCAUACCGAUAACCAGAGUUGUGCAGCAGCUUCAAACAAGCCCCAAGUAUCUUUUUCUGUAUCUUGACGCGAUCAUGAAAGUGGAUCUCCAGUUACUCGCCGGAUUCCCCGAUCUGCAGGACCUACAGGUCAAGUUAUAUGCAGACUAUGCUCGUCCAAGGCUUAUCGACUUUCUGAGAGCAAGUACUGAGUACGAUUUGGAAAAGGCGUAUAAUGUCUGCCAGGACAGAGACCUCGUUCCGGAGAUGGUGUUCCUUCUAGGUCGUAUGGGCAACAAUAAAAAGGCUUUGACUCUGAUCAUUGAACGACUCGGAGACGUCCAUAGGGCGAUAGAUUUCGCCAAGGAACAAGCGGAUGAUGAUCUUUGGGAAGAUCUGUUGAAAUAUUCGGAGACGCGUCCAACGUUCAUCCGUGGUCUUCUUGAGAACGUUGGGCCGGAGAUAAAUCCUAUCCGUCUCAUCAGACGAAUCAAGAAUGGACUCGAGAUUCCCGGACUGAAGGAAGCGCUGAUCAAGAUAUUGCAGGACUUCCAUUUGCAGAUAUCACUGUUGGAAGGUUGCCAGACCAUACUCGAUGGAGACGGCUCAGAUUUUUCAAGGAAGCUGCAAAAGGACCAGACGGGUGGAUUCCUACUGAACGCAAAAUCUAUCUGUCCAAUAUGUUCUCGAACUUUACAAGAGGUUCCGCAGGGUCUCGUCAUAUUAUUCCUAUGCCGGCACACUGUUCACGCAAGCUGCGUCAUCGGCGGGGAUUCCCUACCGCAACAACCGGAUGCUCUGUUGCGAGAAGCUGGGCUCUCUUCUGGUCGAGGUCUGAGCGGAAGGAUAGCUUUCGAAUCCAUAGUCAGACCAAAGAUCAAACAGGGCUGCCCGGUCUGUCACCAGAGAAGCGAGGGAAUUUAAUGAUACUAAGUAGUUGCAUUAAGUCUAUCCUUAUACCCGCCUGAGAACUGGAUACCCUACUCCCGGUCUUCACGACUAUA
Molecule: messenger RNA, 3177 nt
Organism: Marasmius oreades (fairy-ring Marasmius)
Lineage: Eukaryota; Fungi; Basidiomycota; Agaricomycetes; Agaricales; Marasmiaceae
Exons: 13
Coding region: 56-3097 (1013 amino acids)
Biological process (GO): cellular response to starvation; protein targeting to vacuole; macroautophagy
Cellular component (GO): late endosome; HOPS complex
Molecular function (GO): protein binding
Source: RefSeq, a predicted model, not a curated record